Vidua macroura (Pin-tailed whydah) is the source of this 1576-nucleotide messenger RNA. RefSeq names its product spermatogenesis associated 6 (gene SPATA6). Lineage: Eukaryota; Metazoa; Chordata; Aves; Passeriformes; Viduidae. Gene Ontology annotation, molecular function: myosin light chain binding. Gene Ontology annotation, biological process: motile cilium assembly; spermatogenesis. The record is from RefSeq and is a predicted model, not a curated record. The transcript is spliced from 13 exons. The coding region runs from base 116 to 1513 and encodes 465 amino acids.
GCCCCUGAGGAGGGCGGAGCGGUCGCUGCGGCCGGACUCGCCCCGGUUACCGUGACAACGGCGUCCCCCCAGCCCAAGCGGCCCGGACCCGGCAGGCCCCGCAGCCCGCCCGCCCAUGCCGCGGAAAGCGCUGCGCUGCGUCCUGCGGCUGGAGCUCCGCUCGAUAACUUGUCCUGGAGUGCAGCUGAAAGACAAACAGGAACUUUAUCUCAGUGUCUUUGUACUUGGGCAGUACCACAAAACUGAAUGUGUCCCUGCAGUGUUCCCACUCUUCUUUCAAGAAAGACUAGUAUUUGAAAAGGAAUUUGCUAAUAUAGUUGACCCUGGAGACCUUGUGAAGUUACUGGAGUUUGACACAGCAGUACUUGAACUGAUACAGCUCAUUCCUCCAGUGGGAAAAGUUCUAGCUACAUAUGAAGAAAAUACAAGAGAUUUCCUGUUCCCUGACCCUAAGCUUACCCAUGGGCACCGUGGUUUGCAGCGUGAGGUUUUAAUGAAGAGGUCCCCGUCUUUCACAGGAAUUGCACCAAAAUUGAGAUUUUCUACAACCUCCCUUAUUUCAGACAGUCUGUUAGUCUUAGGAAGGAGUCACAUACAGACUGAUAGGAACUGGGCGUAUCAUUCAACCCUAAAUGGAAAAAUGCCCUCAAAGCUAGCAAAGCAAAGCCUUCCUUCGGCUGAGAAGGACGGGCAGAGCUCGGCACUGAGGAGCUACGAGCAGCCCACCAUCGCCUCCAAGUCGCGCUCGCCGUCGCCGUACACCAAGCGCCGCAUGUGCGAGCUCUCGGAGGAGGCCAGGCAGAGACUGGCCCACCUGAACCUGGGGCCUCACGAGUUCAGGAGAGACACUGACAAACCUCCCUUUGUCAUCAGACGGGUUGGACAACCAAGUCCUGGUGCUAAACUUCAUUCCUGGUGUUCCCUGCGACAAAGCACAGCAGAAGCCUGGCCCAAGGCACCCCAUGAUCCUUCUCCUCUCAACAGCUACAGACCCAAGAAAACUGAAGCAAAAUCUACCAGUGGAAAAGGAUUGGACAGUUCUGCUGUUUGCAAGGAGGGUGUGAGCCCAGAUCCCCCCAACAGAGAGUCCCAUUCUGCUGCUUCUUGGGAGUGUUCAGCACCUCCAGCAGUUCAGGAGUCUCCAAGUUCUGUGCUGAGUCGAUCUUCUCUGAGGGAAAGAUUUAGCACUGGAUGGCCUUCACCAGCAAACGGAGAUGAGAUCCAUAAAAGAGUGAAAAAUAUUUUAAGGACACACAGUGCUAGACAGCGCCUCAUAUUUGAUGAUUUGCCUCAGACAAGAGAACCUUCAGAUAAUAUGCCCUUAACUGUGAGUGAGCUGCGGACCAGCUCUCCAGUGCAGCAGAACGCUCCUGUUCACUUGGAUAGUGGUCCUGCAGCUGUGUACAAAGAGAAGCCUCACAGAGCAAUCUUGGAGGAGAGUCUCGCAAAAAUAUACAGAGAGAUGUACAAAAAAACUGCUGGUGCUGUUUCAGACCACAAAACACAUUCCUGAAAGCAACUCACCUGAAAACACACAGUAUACAAUAUUUGCAACUAAACCUGUUUUUAUACAACA